Molecule: messenger RNA, 1002 nt
Organism: Blumeria graminis f. sp. triticale
Lineage: Eukaryota; Fungi; Ascomycota; Leotiomycetes; Helotiales; Erysiphaceae
Source: the annotation of a GenBank genome assembly
AUGAGUACAUCCGACGUCAGAUUACUGACAGAACAUCUCACAUAUCGUCCAGCAGCUCUUAUCGACGACAUAGUUAAUAGCAUCAAUAUUUUAGCGUUCAGGGCGACAGAAGCAGUUGAAAGAGGCCUCUUGGCUGCCCACCCAAGUGAUCUUGGAUUCAAGAUACCUCCUCAAGAUACACCUGAUCAAUUAGAGGAAGCUACUCAAAUCGCUUCCGAAAAAGCAAAGCAUGAAAUCGAGAACGGGGUUCAUCAGCUAGAGACCCUUCUUGAAGCCAAAAUUGACAAAAACUUCGACCGACUCGAGAUCUAUGCACUGAGAAAUAUUCUGAAUGUCCCGGAUGAUAUUAGGGAUUGGGUAUGCCUCGACCACUACAAAAACCUAGAUUUCAAUGCAAGUCAAGACACGCCAAAUACUCAAUCAAUAACUAUCCAAAGGCAAAAGCUUCGCGAAACCCAAAAAUUGCACGCGUGGCUGAAGGCUGAGUCGGUGCGAAACAAAGCGACUAUUGCAUCUCUUAACUCUCUAAUUUCUGAUAUUCCCCCAAAGAAAGAACCAGAUACCAAGACAGAAGUACCAUAUCCUGUAUUUCAAUUCCUACAAAAUCGCGGGGAGUUAACAGGAGACGUUUGUCAUCCGGUUAAAACUAGCGUUGCAUUUGCUUCAUCGCAGAUUCCAGCCCUCAAAGGCAUCACGGAAAACCUUCAGGCAAGACUAAAACGUUUGCAGCUUGCGAACAAAAUCGAAGGGGCCAGUACCGCUAAAAAUGAAGAAAAAAGCAUGAAAAGGCUGAGGACAGAAUUUAUCGAAGAGGAGACCAAACGACACCUUGAGAGCGUUAGAGGUCUCGAAUUAGGGACAAUGGGAGAAGUGAAAGACGGGGAAUGGCAAGGAGAAGGACGAAAGAUUGGAGCCAAGGAAUUAGAAGAUCUUGAACAAAUUGUGCGAUUAAUUGUGGAAAAGGAUGAAGAUAGCACAGAGUCUGAUAUAAAAAUUUCAUGA